Mollisia scopiformis is the source of this 1026-nucleotide messenger RNA. RefSeq lists its product as uncharacterized. The coding region runs from base 1 to 1026 and encodes 341 amino acids. The transcript is spliced from 5 exons. NCBI's taxonomy places the organism in Eukaryota, Fungi, Ascomycota, Leotiomycetes, Helotiales, Mollisiaceae. The record is from RefSeq and is a predicted model, not a curated record.
AUGCUUCAGAGUGGCGCAGCCAUCACUACCUACCGAGUUGAGCAAUCCUUUACAUGCCAAUCCGUCGGCAACGGAGAUUUCUCUGUCAUGCCUCAUGGUUACGAAGGCUCUUACUCCGUCGCCAAGCAUAACUUGUCUGGAUCUCCUCCCCUCGCAAUCUUCGUAGUCAAUAAGACCAGGUCUACUUAUACGAUCACUCCCGGCUUUGCGUCGGGCUCUGGUACACCCAAGUAUAUUGUCAACAAGUCUGCUUUCGGAUAUCAAGUGCAAAUGGCUCAUGACGCUCCAUCCUACAGCGGAGAGGCAGUAAACUGCGCUGAAGCCCUCAUUGCCUCCGAUGUUGGUAUUCUGUUGGGCGAAAUUGAUCAGGACGAAGAGUGGAAUGGUGUUUCUUCUUCUAGGGGUAACCUCUUCACCAGCUCCGGUACCCGCAAUCACUUUACUGCCCCAGGUGGAGGCCUACCUCCGCAUAUCCAAGCCCGUAUCACUACAAGAAGGGAAAAAACGCUGGGGAGGACACUUCCACAAAAACCAGACAAGAAAGAGAUCUAUAACGUCACAAUGAUGAUGCAGAUGAUCUCCCGUCGCAACACCCAAACCGACAGCAUAACUGGUCAAGAGAUCACCAAAUAUCUUGUGCAGCAAAAUUUCGAGUGCAGACCGACGGACGAGAACAAUUUCGCGCUCGAAGUCUACGAUCGCGGUAGCCAGCAGCGCACAUCCAUAUUCGUUGUCCGCAAGGAGAAUAGGAAUGGCUACACUGUGAGCAAGCGAAACGCGUCUAGCGCCUAUCACUGUAGCACUUUCUCUGUCCGCAAGAGACCCACUUCUUGCUUGGUCACUCCGGGGUUUGGCUCAUGCUCAGAGAGUCCUAUCAAGUACCUUGUCUCGCAGUCUCUCUCCGGAUACGAAGUCGCUGCGAUUCGAAAUGAAUCCAGCCCAUCUUUAAGCAGUCAGGAAGAUGAAUACCACGUCGAAGCACUCAAUGCUUUCGACGUAGGCGUCUUCUUGUGCGAGUUGAACUGA